CACCAGUGUUAAGUUGAGCAUCUCGACUCAGAGGUGAGCGAUGAUUAACACAACUCUGUGCGCACCUAAUAUAUCCGCCAGAUCACACCACACUAUAUUUAUAAGAGCACCUACAUCAGCGGAGGAUCAAGUUCAAAUUAUAGGUACGACAAACACCACUUUAAGACGGCUUCGGCUGCUUGUCUAACACGAGAGGAUAUAUUAAUGAUUUGAAGUCAUGCUGAAAUCGCAAGGAGAAACCCUAUCGUUAAUCACAAUCCUUCUGGUGGAACUACUGAUAAGAACAGAGGGUAUGCCCGUAGAUUUACAAGAUGCAAUGAAAAAGGCAACAUCGUUAGAUACGUUUAUGAACAUGUUGAAUGCUUCAGAUAUAACAAACGUAGAGGAAGAGGAACACGCAGGAAAUGCGUUGGUUAUUGCAAAUGAAGCGUGCAGACCCGUUGAAGUAAUGGUUCAAGUACCACAGCCAAAAAGAAGAAGAACCCUGGUUUUUCCUGUAUACGUAAAAUUGUUUCGUUGUAGUGGAGGAUGCAACAAUGAACCACGUCUAUCACACUGCGUUGCUACAAAGUUUACUGACAUCCCCAUAAAAGUCGGUCGAGUAUCCUGGCGCAAAGGGGACGGUACUGUAUAUAAACAAGUUUCUGAAAAAGUUUUGAAAAAUCACACGCAAUGUGAAUGUGCUUGCAAGAAGAGGACAAGGAAAAGUUGUAAUCCCAAAACACAUGUUUGGAACGAUAGAAGCUGUCGGUGUGAAUGCUUAUUGGGGCACCAAACAUGCCAUGCACCUCAGGUGUGGAAUAAACAUUUGUGCCGUUGCGAAUGUCCGAGAGUCGCCCACGUUUGUCACGGUCCAGGCAAGGUUUGGGAUCAUGAAAAAUGCAGAUGUGCCUGUUGGAAAGAGAAGUGCAGCAAAGGCUACUACAGAAAUCCAGAGACUUGCCGGUGCACUUGUCAUAAAAAUUGGUGCCCUAAUAAAUGGCAACUUCCUAAGAUGAAACGUUUCAAUGAUCCGUCAACAAUCGAACUAGGAAAACCGGUUGAAGCAUUAUAAAGAAUUGCAAUAGACAUAGAGAUGACGUAGUAAUGACUCAUGUAGCUGCGAGGUAAAAUGCUUACUAUUCCCAUCCUUAAUAGCCCAAUAUGCAAUGGUAUUGUAUUCAAUAUUCACCGUAUUUAUUUCAUGGUAAAGUACGGUUCUAAUUAAUCACCGACAGUCGGCGAUAUAUUUUUGGAGGCGAGUGACGAGUGAAAAUUUAUACAAAAUAAAAAAGAAUACCUUUAUUCUCUACAUGCAGAAUGUCCCAAAAAAUAGCCGUAACAGCAACAAAAGAAUGAUUUCAAUAGAGGAUACUUUUUUUAGUGGUGACCACCAACAAUAGCUAUCCCCGACUGUCGGUGAGAAGCAGGCUUCUCGAUUCAGCUCAUAGAAUGUGUUUGAACCUUGUGUUAAGCUGCCGUAAUACUGAGAAGUGAAUCAAAAUAAUUUCAAUCAAAUAUUUUCACCCUCGGGUCCAUGCAACAUGGUUGAUCUGGUAGGAACAUGUGUAAACACAUAUAUAGUCAAUUAGCUUUUUUAUUCUGCAUGCGGAAUAAAAACAUUGGAAGCAUUAUUUUAUAGGUAUUUUAAUAGGGAGACAUACUAGUAAAGCCGGGUAUUCGUAUGUCGUAAUUCAUCGGCGAUUUCUAUUGUCGUGGUCAUUAUUUGAUAGAUAAAAUUUGUCUAUCCCAAAAAAUAUCUUCUUGAUUGAUCACUGCCAAUGAAAGACAUAAGAAAACCAGAUUUUAUCGUAAUUCGUGGAAAGGUGAACACGAAUAAUACUUGCGAGUAUUUAGACGUAAGUUAAAGGGUUCUAAAAUUCGGUUCCAAAUUAAACGUGAUAUCGUGUAAACGUGGGUCGUAGAGACAAAACAUCUUACAUAUAGACUACUGCCUAGGUAAUAUAACACAAGCUCUUUCACAUCGGUCAGUUUGACGUUACACACGCCAGAAACGAUUAUUUGGAAAACAUAUUAAAGGCUUCUAUAUUGUCAGCCACAACCGCGCUUUUUGAGAAUUUCAUUUAAAGAAUCGUUCAUUGGUUAGAAAAUCUUUGAAUAUCUAUAUUUAUUCGUUAUAUGGACGUUCCAGGAGAGUUUAAUUUAGCGAAUGACAGACAUUUUUCAUAUUUUUAGUAAUCCUCUUAUUCUAUUUUAUCACAAGCAUAGACUCAUAGACAUAUAUAGUAAUACUGAAUUUAAUCAAAUUUGUGAAUCCACGAAAGUGAUUCCACUGGCGACACGGAACGAGAGCAAUGACUUUAAAAAAAUACCGCGCAAAAGGUUGUACUUGAAAGUGUUUCUUUGAGCCAGGCGCAUGCCAACGCGAUUUUUGUCGUGCGAUUUUAGUCGCCCGAUUUUAACCGGCAAAUAUCAAACUGGUUGGAAAUAUUAUUCCGACUACGGUUAGUCAAUAAAAUCGUACGACAAAAAUCGUGUCGUGUCGGGUGCUCCUGGCUUUAGAAGUUCUGCAAACCCGAAAGGUCACGGCAAAUUCUGUACACAUUUCUCUUGACUUUUGAUGCACUCCAAAAAUCAAAAUUGUGAAUUGUGUUUAUAGGCAGAAAUAAAGUAGGGUUGACACUGGGGUGAGCGCGGAGCUGUUUAAGUGCUUUAAAAGAUUGGUACAAAAAAUUGUACAAAACAGAAAACUCUGAGGUUUUUGUCUGUCUAAUUCACAGAAAUUUUUGUACAGAAACUGUAGUGAUGUAAAAAUACGAUGAGUAUUCGCUACAUAUACCAUGAAAUAUGUAUGACAUGAACAAUGUAUAGAGCCAAAACUAAUCAAUGCACAAUAUAGUAAUUGAUAUAUUAAUGUAAUAUCUUGAUGGUUGUCUUAACCUGUAAGUUAAGAGAUUACGUAGUGGUCAUUAAUAAACAAAGAAUGUAUAUAUAUAGCUAUAUAUAUUACAUAUGCCGGUCUGUAUCGCUAUCAUGGAUUCAUGGGCGAACUGCUUUAUCUCGUCCUCUCUCACGUACGCUGCGAGUUUCUUAACUAACUUACUGAGGCCGGUAGUAUGAAAGCCGGAUACCGGAUAGUGGGUUUUUCAAUCGCUUUAAAAUCGCUCGUUGUUGGGUAUAACUUUGAGUUAAACCUUAGUAUUCUUAAAUUG
Messenger RNA from Dendronephthya gigantea, 3152 nucleotides. Its product is annotated as balbiani ring protein 3-like. Gene Ontology annotation, cellular component: membrane. Gene Ontology annotation, biological process: positive regulation of protein autophosphorylation; positive regulation of cell population proliferation. The record is from RefSeq and is a predicted model, not a curated record. Lineage: Eukaryota; Metazoa; Cnidaria; Anthozoa; Malacalcyonacea; Nephtheidae. Bases 218 to 1054 code for a protein of 278 amino acids. Gene Ontology annotation, molecular function: growth factor activity; growth factor receptor binding. The transcript is spliced from 4 exons.